This is a messenger RNA of Arachis duranensis, 861 nucleotides long. RefSeq lists its product as uncharacterized. The record is from RefSeq and is a predicted model, not a curated record. NCBI's taxonomy places the organism in Eukaryota, Viridiplantae, Streptophyta, Magnoliopsida, Fabales, Fabaceae. The coding region runs from base 1 to 861 and encodes 286 amino acids. The transcript is spliced from 10 exons.
AUGCCUCCUCUAUUUGAUUCUAUCUCUAAGAUUCACCCUCCAAGGGAGGCAUGGAGACUCAAAGUUAGGGUACUAAGAACUUGGAUUGUUCCUUCUUUUGGAAAUCUUGAUGUUGCAAAUUCAAUAGAAAUUGUUCUUGUUGAUGGAGAUUCUAACAAAAUACAAGCAAUUGUUAAGAAGCAGCUCAUAAAUAGGUUUAAAGAGAAUGUUAUUAGUUUGCUAACUUCUGUUGGUGAAGAGAAAGAGUAUGUGAAAGAUGCAAAAGUGAUGAAGAUGAUCGUUCUUGAGUUAUCUUCAAAAGAGUUGACAAUACGCUAUGCUCUGUUUGAGGAGUACGUGGAUGAAGUGCAUCGUUUCUUAAGUUCUGGCUAUAUGGAGCUGCCAGUUGUUGUGAUCCAACUUGUCAAAGUUAAAUUCUUUAGGGGACAAGUUGGUCUCCAAAAUGUUAUGCAUGCUACUCGACUGUUCUUUAAUCCAGAUUUGUCUGAAGUAGUUGAUUUCAAAAAUAGUAUGAUUGACCAAGGUAUCAAUAGAACACAGUCAUUGUUUAUUGCUAAUGAGGGCAAGGGUGUUUCAUUGGAAGAUGAUUUUAUGCGGCUUACUAGAAGAUGCACUAUUGACAAACUUCAUGAUAACAACGAGGUUUAUUGGGAGGGGUCUUUUGUGAUUUUUGGUUUUGUGAGAUCUAUUGUGGAUGAGGGACCUUGGUUUGAGAUACAAAGGAUUGUCAAGAAGAAUUCAAGAGCAACCGCUGUCCAGAAUAGAUUAAAGACAAAAAAGAGAGGGUAUCUUAUUCUACAUCAUUGCAAGAGAUUGACUAAGCAUGAUGUCAAGGCUGAUCGAGUUUGGGUGAAUUUGUAA